UUUACUUAUGGAGGUAAACAAACCUGUCUGAGAAAACAAGGAUGUCAGGAAAUGAUCAAUGUCCCCUUUUUGUCUGGGGACUUUUAGCCUUCUUGGGUUUGUCACUGAUUAUAUCCCUUAUCUUCAAUGUUUCCUACUGGGUGGAAAGGCAGCGACAAGAUAAAAUCUACUUUUUUACCUUCUCCUACUUGCCAAAAGAUGAUGAAUAUUAUCCUGAAGAUACACCAAUUUAUGGUAACCUUGAUAAUGUGCUUUCUGGACCUGUGGAUGAAAGCUGCUAUGAACAAAUGAAAGCACGGCCAGAGAGGGUUUUAAAAGAAAAGGAGGGACAAUCAUCUAUGCAGGUAGAGGCUGAUGCACAGAUGUGCUAUGCUUCACUGGAUCACAGCUUCAAGAGGAAACACAGAAAGCCAAAAGCUCACUUUUCAGAUAAGGAUGAAAAUGAGAAAUUACAUACAGUGGAUACCAGACUACCUGAAAGGAAUUCAACCCACAGUUUCAGAGAAGAACAAAACAUGUUGGAGGAAAACAUUCAUGAUGAUCCCAUUAGACUAUUUGGUUUGAUUCAUGCAAAGAGAGAGCAGAUAAAUAUGCAAGACUCUGACCCAGCUUAGUGAAUGGAUGAUUUUUGCCAAAGAAAAACACCAUGUCAUGAUAUAACUUUAAAGCUGAAGGAUAACUUAGGAAAGUUGUAUGUUGAUCAGUUGUUUAUAGAAAUUCAAUUUACUUCUUUUUCAGACACCACUUUGUCACCCUGAAUGAUAUUAACAAAAUGAAAAAGUCUGUGUUGAUAUGUAAAAUAGAUGUUGC
Gracilinanus agilis (Agile Gracile Mouse Opossum) is the source of this 810-nucleotide messenger RNA. RefSeq names its product T-cell receptor-associated transmembrane adapter 1. The transcript is spliced from 7 exons. Lineage: Eukaryota; Metazoa; Chordata; Mammalia; Didelphimorphia; Didelphidae. Gene Ontology annotation, cellular component: T cell receptor complex. Gene Ontology annotation, biological process: negative regulation of receptor recycling; positive regulation of T cell receptor signaling pathway. The record is from RefSeq and is a predicted model, not a curated record. The coding region runs from base 42 to 614 and encodes 190 amino acids.